This is a messenger RNA of Anarrhichthys ocellatus (wolf-eel), 755 nucleotides long. RefSeq names its product platelet-derived growth factor receptor, alpha polypeptide (gene pdgfra). The transcript has 3 exons. The record is from RefSeq and is a predicted model, not a curated record. NCBI's taxonomy places the organism in Eukaryota, Metazoa, Chordata, Actinopteri, Perciformes, Anarhichadidae. The coding region runs from base 224 to 589 and encodes 121 amino acids.
GAAUCAGUUACAGGUCGCUUAGCUGGAGCGCAGUUGCGAGGACGGUCGCGGAUGCGGACAGAGGGUCGCACAUAUGCUCUCGCAGCGCCGGAUCUCUGAGGAUUACAGCCGCUGCAACAAAACAAAAAAAGGACCCUCGCUGCGCCUUUUGGAGCGAGCGCUUCACAGAGUGGAUGUACUAAAGGAAUACAAAGAGGGGAUUUACUGAAAGGAUACAACAUCCAUGAGCAUGGAUGGCCUAAAGACGUGGGUCGUCUUUGGGGGUUUCCUGGUGGUGCUGGUUUCAGUUACUUCCGGUCUGUCGCCGCCUACCAUCGUGUCCAACGAAGAAGAGUUCAUCCUCCGGCCCAGCUCCGUGUUCAACAUCAGCUGCACCGGUAAAAGAAACGUCGUUUGGGCCGAGCCGCUGCCGACAAACACCUUCGUGAUCCCGGGAUACUACACGGCGACGCUUUUCAUUUUCAACGCCACCGUAGAAAACACCAACUACUACAUGUGUACCUAUGAGUCAUUGGAGGGCGAACCGGAAGAAGACAAUGAGGCGGGAAUAUACGUCUUCGUCCCAGGUGAACAACCGUUUUUUUUUUAAAGAUGGCGCCGAUAGGCUCACCCGGAAGUUAGCAUCACACUGGUUCCCCUGAAAGUUUUGGAUUAUUGGAGUAAAUAAACUCCGUUUUUAAUUAAACACAGGUUUAGGAUAUUUACACGUUUUAUUCUGUAAAGAGCACCACUUUUUAUGGUUUUCCAAAAACAAA